Molecule: messenger RNA, 674 nt
Organism: Macrobrachium nipponense
Lineage: Eukaryota; Metazoa; Arthropoda; Malacostraca; Decapoda; Palaemonidae
Product: coiled-coil domain-containing protein 25-like
Exons: 6
Coding region: 104-655 (183 amino acids)
Source: RefSeq, a predicted model, not a curated record
ACAGAUCAGAAGAUAAAAUAAGUUGAUUAUCUAGUAAUUGUGUCUGCUGGCAUCGGGAUUUGUUUUCAAUUAGACCUCGACAAGGGAGGAGGAAGUCGUCGCUAUGGUCUUCUAUUUCACCAGCACUGCUGCAGACCCACCGGUCACCCUGUUCAUGGGAUUAGAUAAAUAUGAAAAUGAAGACCUGAUUAAGUGGGGUUGGCCUGAAGAUGUGUGGUUUCAUGUCGAUAAAGUCUCCUCAGCCCAUGUGUAUCUCAGACUAAACCCAGGUCAGACGAUUGAUGAUAUACCUAUGUCUGUAAUUGAAGAUGCUGCUCAGCUAUGUAAGGCGAAUAGCAUCCAGGGAAAUAAAAUGAAUAAUGUUGAUGUUGUUUACACCCUGUGGUCAAAUUUAAGAAAAACGGCCGGAAUGGAUGUUGGACAAGUUGGAUUUCAUAGCGAUAAGGAGGUACGUAAAAUUCGUUUAGAAAAGAGAAUAAAUGAAAUAGUGAAUCGGUUAAAUAAGACCAAAACAGAAGCCCAUCCAGACUUCAGAUUGGAAAGAGAAGAUCGUGAUAAAAAAGAAAGAAACUUGAACAAAAAGGAAGCUAAAGAAAGGCAACAGAAAGAAAAAGAAGAACUAGAAAAGAGAAAAAAGGAAGCAGAACUUAAGUAAGUAAAAUUCAUUAAGUCCC